Molecule: messenger RNA, 804 nt
Organism: Spinacia oleracea (spinach)
Lineage: Eukaryota; Viridiplantae; Streptophyta; Magnoliopsida; Caryophyllales; Amaranthaceae
Exons: 1
Coding region: 111-644 (177 amino acids)
Cellular component (GO): oligosaccharyltransferase complex
Source: RefSeq, a predicted model, not a curated record
GCUACCAAAAAAAGGAAAUAUAAACCUCCCUUUUAUUUCCCCCUUUCAUCAACCUUAGGAAAGAAGAAAGAAGAGAGAAAAUCCAAUCCAAGCUAACAGUUCCAGCAACAAUGGCGAUCAAAUCAGAAACCCUAACUCGUCAAUCCACAACCCCAAAUUCAUCCUCAGAUCAAAUCGAUUCAAUCGAUCCAAUCCUCCACAUCCUCCGAAUCAUCCCAUUCUCUUUCCUUCAUCUUCCUCGCCUCCGCCUCAAACUCCCCUCACUCUCCCUCCCUUCCCCCAUGACAGUUUUCUCUCUCAUCCUCCUCACCUACUUCAUGGUCGUCUCCGGAAUUGUCUAUGACGUUAUCGUCGAACCCCCCGGCAUCGGUUCCACUCAAGAUCCCCGCACCGGGGCCGUUAAACCCGUCGUCUUCCUCGCGGGUCGGGUUAACGGGCAAUACAUUAUUGAAGGGUUGUCUUCUGGGUUCAUGUUUCUGCUUGGUGGUGUUGGAAUCAUUCUAAUGGAUCUUGCUCUUGAUAAGAACCGCGAUCGGAGUGUUCGAGUUUCGUAUGCUUCUGCUGGGAUUGCUUCCGUUGUUAUUGCUUAUAUCAUGAGUAUGCUUUUUAUUCGCAUUAAGAUCCCUGCUUAUUUAAGGUCGUAAGUUUUGUAUAAUUGUUAUAUGAUCUGAUCUUAAGUGUUUGUAGCUGUUGAGGAAUUAUUAUUGGUUUUGUAGGAUUUCGAUCAUUGAGCUUGUUUAAAUGAUCAUAUUUUUAUCUAGGAAUCCAACUUAUAUAUAAUAUCACAUGAAUUUGGCCAAUGUA